Chiloscyllium plagiosum (whitespotted bambooshark) is the source of this 3511-nucleotide messenger RNA. The record is from RefSeq and is a predicted model, not a curated record. Lineage: Eukaryota; Metazoa; Chordata; Chondrichthyes; Orectolobiformes; Hemiscylliidae.
GGAGACAAUGUGCAGAGUGGGUGGGCUCUCUGAUUGACGUCUCUCACAGUCAAUCCAAAUAUUUCUGGAGCAACAUGAGUUUCCCGAAACUUGGGAAACUGACCGGGGAAAUGGAGGUGACUUUGAGCAGCAGAUCAGGUGGGGAUUUAAACUUGUCAUUGUCCCAUCUGAAUAAAACCUCACUUAUUGCAGCUGCUGUCUCAGUUCCCCUGGUAAAUGUUUGACAGAGAUUUCUAGUGUAGGAGUAGCGUUCUUCAUCGGAGACUUUCAAACUGACAACAUCAGUGUGGGAUGUGUAUCCUGGUAUGUAUUUGACGGCAGAUCAGAAGAGGAAGACCUAAAGGUAGAGAAGAUGUACAAUGGUGGGAUCCGAAUGUGCACAGGACGAACGGAUCACAAGUAAAAGGAACGCCCGAGAGGGGCACGAAACGCUGGGACAAGGAUGGGCGGAACAGAAGAGAGAGCGUAAGGGAAAGGAUUGCACCAUACUACACCAGAGAAUACAGAGAGGAUAGACAGUGCCGGGAACAACUGCAAAACUGUGGGAAACCAUCCAGUUCUUUCACAGCAUUGCUCAAUACAGAGAAGGUUGGGCAGUGAAACCAUCAUCUGGAAAUCAGUUGGGUCAGGGGAGUUUUGACAUAUCAUCAGAUCUGAAACUGGUCAGAGGUAUGGAGCCUUCCAUUAGAACCAACCCUUCUGAAAAUCCGGCUGUGGGUGAUCAGUCAGUGUGAAGCUGGGACAAAGUGUGAGUACAGUUCAAAUGUGGUGAAAGUUUCACUCAAUCACCAAGUCUCUUGGACCAAUGACUCAAUCCUGCAGGUGAAAGGCUGUGUGAGGAGCAGCUCCACAGCUUCUUGGAAUCUCUUAACACAAAAUAUGCAUGUCUUGUACCUUUACAGUGGUGAGAUGUCAUUUAAGUGUGAGAUGUGUAACAAGUGCUUUGCAGAAUCAUUAGGCCUGGUGACACACUGGCGCAUUCACACGGGGAAGAAACCAUUCACAUGUGAGGUGUGUGACAAGUCAUUCAUGAAGUCUGCAAACCUCAAAACACACCAACGCAUUCACACAGGGGAGAAACCAUUCACUUGUGGAGUGUGUGAUAAAUCAUUCUCAGACUCAUUGGCCUUUUGCAGACACAAACACAUUCACACAGGGGAGAAACCAGUCAGGUGUGAGGUGUGCAACAAGUCAUUCUCUGACUCAUCGUCCCUCAGUGCACACAAACGAAUUCAUAAAGGAGAGUACCCCUUCAGGUGCGAAGUUUGUGAGAUGGCUUUCACCUGGUCCUCAGAUCUCCUGAGGCAUCGACGUAUCCAUACUGGAGAGAAACCAUUCAAGUGUGAAGAAUGUGACCAAGAUUUCACACGGUCAUCAACACUUGUGGAACAUCGGCGCAUUCACACUGGGGAAAAACCGUUUGAAUGUGAGGUGUGUAACAAGGGUUUUGCAAGAUCAUUAGACCUUUUAAAACACCAUCGCACUCACACUGGCGAUAAACCAUUCAGGUGCAUGGUGUGCGACAAAUCCUUUAGGCGGUCAUCAGACCGCUGGCAACACCAACACAUUCAUACAAGGGAGAAGCCAUUCAAAUGUGAACUGUGUGACAAAUCAUUCUCACAUUCAUCGAAACUCCUGCUUCAUCAAAGGAUCCACACAAAGGAGUAACCCUUGAAGUGUGUAGUUUGCAAUAAAGCUUCAAUCAUGCCUUCAAAAAAUAGAGACAUCACACGAUUCACGUGGGAGAAACUGCUGAGUUGCAAUGCUUGUAAAAGACCUUCAUCCACUUCCCCGAUUUCCCUAAACAGGAGCAGAAGUACAUUAGUGAGGUAUGUGUCAACAUAUCUCCUGGUUCACAAACACAUUCACACAGGCAUAAAACCCUGUCAGUGUGAGGUGUAUAAUAAAACUUUGAAACGUUGUCUUACCUCCAUGAUCAUUAGUGAACCCACAUGGGAGACAGGCCCUUCCAGUGUGAUGUGCGCCAGGAUUAUUUCACCUAAUUCUCUUUCACCAGACAUCUUCAUAUGGACUUGAAACCAUGUCACCUGCUUCUGUUUACCCUCUAGUGCUCACGCAUGGGAAAGCACUAGCUGUCUCAAACCUCUCCCACCAACAAUCCAGAUUUUUUAAGAGGCCAGUUAUAUGUUAACCAGAUUGUUAAACAUAACCAUUUGAAGACAUUAGUAUGUAUAAAAGCUCCUGUUUAUGCACAAAUGCCACUGUUUUUCUGGAACAAUCUUUUAGUUACAGGAGGUAGGCAACUUAGGAGAAUGUAUGUCACAAUUUUCCUUGCUAUGGGCAAUAGGGAAAUAUAUGUGUGAAAUCUGAAGCGUGAUUUAAUCUCUCUAUAUAAAGAUAGUUACAAUUCUCAUGUUAGUGAAGCUAGGGGAGUUCCUUUUCCUCCAAAUCCAUAAGACGGGUUCUUGAUUCUUGAUCUGUACUAAUGUUUGCCAGCUUUGAAGCCCUUGGCUGGUAUAUCAUCAAAGUUGCAGGCUUUGUUGAUUGCUUGUUACAGUUGUCCCAUUUGUGGUGACGCACUCCUGUACUCUACAACAAGGCGUGGAGGAUAGACUACAGGGUAUCAGCUGUCCCGUAGAUUCAUGGUUGAGGAUAUUGAAAAUGAUUUUUCCAGGAUUAAUGGAUGGAAUUGUCAUCCUUGAGAAGAUUAACACUAUCCUGUGAAUGAAGGGGAUUUUGCACAUUUCUCUUCAGUCUUUCAAUCCUUCUGUUGAUUUCAGAAAAGAUUUUCAUGACCAUAUUGUUGGAUGUCUUGGACCUUCUCUUCCCAGCAUGUCCUUUACAGUCUGGAUUUGUCUUUGGGGAUGAGCCUUCAGCUGUCCCCAUUUGGUUAGAGUGGUGCAGACAUAAGGUACAAAAUUGACAUGGAUUUCAACCUUCCAGAUGAACCCCCAACUUGUUAUUUGAAGUUCAACAAAUCCAAGAAAAUUGUUGAGAGCAACACCAGAAAUUCUUCUUUACAUAUAUUGAUGUGAUAAAAUAAUUGACUCAGUAAUUUGGGAGGACCUAUGGAUUAUGCUCCAAUGAUUUGAAGGUCCCAGAAACAACAUCACAAUCCUGCAACUGAUUCAUGGUGAUAUGACUGUAAUUGUCUUGAGUGGGAGAUCUGAAACAGAAACCUUCGAAAUCCAGACUGGUGUUAAACAAGGCCAUGUGAUAGUCACCAUUCUAUUUACGAUCUGACAAUGACCAUUCACCUCAUCGAAGAUCAACACAUUUGACUUGAUUUGAUUUAUGAUUGUCAAGUACUGAAAUACAGUGAAAUAAAUAUUGUUUUAUGUGCUAAUUAGACAAAUCAUACCUUACAUAAGUACAUCAGGGUAGUAGAACAGAAUGCAGAAUACAGAAUACAGUAUAGUGUUACAUCUACACAGAAGGUGCAGAGAAAGAUCAACUCUAAUACAUGAGAGGUCCAUUGAUGCGUCUGAUAACAGUGGGAAAGAAGGUGACCUUAAAUCUGUUGGUAUGUAUUUCCAAACUUGUGUAUCUU